Acanthosepion pharaonis is the source of this 603-nucleotide messenger RNA. Lineage: Eukaryota; Metazoa; Mollusca; Cephalopoda; Sepiida; Sepiidae. The record is from the annotation of a GenBank genome assembly.
AUGAUGGAUCUAUCUAUCUAUCUAUCUAUCUAUCUAUCUAUCUAUCUAUCUAUAUAUAUGUAUAUGUCAGUCUGUUCUUAUCUAUCUAUCUAUCUCAAUCUUCUGUUCUUAUCUAUCUAUCUAUUCUAUCUAUCUAUCUAUCUAUCUAUCUAUCUAUCUAUCUCAGUCUGUUCAUUAUCUAUCUAUCUAUCUAUCUAUCUAUCUAUCUAUCUAUCUAUCUAUCUAUCUGUCUGUCUGUUUCUAAUUAUUUACCAAACUAAUGAGCUAUCUGUCUCUAGUUAUUCAUAUAUCUCUUCCUCUUCCUCUCUCUCGUGUCCUCUUCAUAUCUAUCUAUCUAUCUAUCUAUCUAUCUAUCUAUCUAUCUAUCUAUCUAUCUAUCCAAUAGUUUUGUGUCUGCGCGUCGAAGCGCCUGCAUUCGUACAUGUGCAAGUUGGGUGUAGUUCUAAAUUAUCUAUCUAUCUAUCUAUCUAUCUAUCUAUCUAUCUAUCUAUUUAUCUAUCUAUCUAUCUCAGUCUGGUCAUAUCUAUCUAUCUAUCUAUCUAUCUAUCUAUCUAUCUAUCUAUCUAUCUCAGUCUGUUCGUAUCUAUCGAUGUUCAUAUCUAA